Myotis lucifugus (little brown bat) is the source of this 740-nucleotide messenger RNA. RefSeq names its product Fas associated via death domain (gene FADD). Gene Ontology annotation, biological process: signal transduction. Bases 16 to 588 code for a protein of 190 amino acids. NCBI's taxonomy places the organism in Eukaryota, Metazoa, Chordata, Mammalia, Chiroptera, Vespertilionidae. Gene Ontology annotation, molecular function: protein binding. The transcript has a single exon. The record is from RefSeq and is a predicted model, not a curated record.
GCAGGCCACACCUCCAUGUCUUGGGGCGGCAUUGGCUGGGGUGGGAUUAGAAGUCACUGUUGGGCUUUCUGUGACCUCCAGCCCCUCUGCUGCCAGGUGACUUCAGCUUUGCAGGAGGACCUCUGGUACCCAGCACUUGGGUCAGCACAGAGAAGUCCAUUGGGGUAUCUGUCUCCUAAGGAGCUGCCCCCAACCUCUGGUCAAUCAUUUUGUUCUUUCUUUCUUUCCCUAGACCUUUAUGCAGCAUUUGACAUCAUAUGCGAUCACGUGGGGAAGGACUGGAGAAGACUGGCUCGUCAGCUGAAAGUGUCUGACAACAAGAUCGAUGCCAUCGAGGUGAAGUAUCCCCGGAACCUGACAGAGCAGGUGAGGGAGUCGCUGAGAGUCUGGAAGAGCACCGCACGGGAGCGAGCAGCCGUGCCCCACCUUGUGGAGGCGCUCAGGGCCUGCCGGCUCAACCUGGUGGCAGACCUCAUCGAGGAGCACCAGCAGGCCCGGGACCUCCAGCGCGAGAACGAGAGCGGAAGCAGCACUGUGUCCCUCAUGUCAUGGGACGUGGACGCACCCAGCACGAGAGCCUCCUCCUGACCCCACUGCUCUUCUCCAGGGACCCCUCCACCGGGCUUGACCAGGGCUUCCGUGCGCCUGCGCUGUGAAGACCUCACAGUGAGCCAGGACAAGGGGCCCCAGCGCUCACUCGCACAGCCACAGGCAUCUCGGCCAAAGCACUGACUUGGCAC